This is a messenger RNA of Amphibalanus amphitrite, 3661 nucleotides long. RefSeq lists its product as uncharacterized. The transcript has 16 exons. Lineage: Eukaryota; Metazoa; Arthropoda; Thecostraca; Balanomorpha; Balanidae. Bases 1 to 2298 code for a protein of 765 amino acids. Gene Ontology annotation, cellular component: membrane. The record is from RefSeq and is a predicted model, not a curated record.
AUGGAUUAUACGCUGUUCUCGGCAGACCCUGCCCUGGCGGCCGUGGUCUUCAGUUGCCUCUGUCUGUCGGUCCUGGUGCCGCUGGCAGCGACUGUCAUCUGCUGCAGCCGCUCCUGCCGUCACAGACAUCAGGAGACGCACCAGGAGACCUGUCAGGAGCGUGACCGAGCCGCGUACAGGCGGUGCCGAGCCAACUGCAACGUGGCACUGCUCGUCAUCACACUCUGCGUCAUAUUCUGCGUGGCGGUUCUGCUGGUCGCGGCCGCUGUUCUGAUCCGCUCCGGACUGAACCGCUCGGGCCCCGCGGUCGGCGCCGCCCUGACCGAGGUACACACUGUGACCAGUGACGUGGCCGCCCGCCUCACCCACCUCCUCGGCUCGGAUAUGGAGACGGCCGUCCGCGACACGGAGAGACUCAUGGAGGGCGCGGCCCACCGUAGCACGGAGCAGAUCACCAUGCGGCUGGCCAACCAGUCACGCAUGACGCAGGUGUUCAAGUCGCUGUUCCAGCUCGACUCGAGCUUACAGACGGUAUCGGCCGGCCUCCUGGCCCUGGACUCGGACCUGGCCAACCUGACGGCCGGCUGGCCGGGCCUGGUGCGCCGACUCGGUGACCUGCGCAGUGACCUGGAGCGGGCCGUGUCACUCUGUACAGACCGCGACCGACACCUGUGUGAGGGUCUGCAGUCUGACGGACUGGCGCUGACCCAGCUGGACGUCACAGCGGACGCGCUGGCACCGAGCCUGGAGCUGGUGCGGCGGUACCGGUCCGCGGACGUGGCAGCGCUGGCCGAGACGGCACAGACCUCGGUCACAGCACUGGCCAACAGCCUGCAGAGCGGCAUCAGCACCGCCAGACCGGGGAUAGUGCGGGAGCUGCGUGGCUCACUGGAGAGAGCCGGACGCCACCUGGCAGAGGUGCAGCCCGCCCUGCGACAACUGCUCGCGCACCUCAGCGGACUGGCCGAGAGAACUCGCCGCCGGCCCUUGGUGACGGAGACCGCGGCCACGGCCAUCUGGGGCAGCACUCUCGCCGUUCCGUGUCUGGUGCUCACGGUGACGGCGCUGCUGUACGGGGCCGUGGUCGGCUCGUACUUCCCCAGUCGGAGCUCCUCGAGACCCCAUCGGCACACCGCCAACACCAUUCGCAUGGCGCUGUUUCUGCUCACGGUGACCUCCGCUCUGGUCUGGUUAGUGGCGGCAGUCGGCGCGCUGGUGGCGGGUCUCCUACAGGCCGGCCUUUGCCCCCGUCCGGCGGACGACCGACCUGCUGAAGUGGCCCAGGUCACCCACCGGAUGGGGCUGAGGGCGGCCCUGCUGCCGGCCACUCCGGGCCCGGUGCAGCAAUCACUGGCGGACACCCUGAGGCAGUGCCGGGCCGGCGGCAGUCUGCUGACCGUGUUUAACCUGGACCGCCCCGCCGCGGUGAAUGCCGCCGGUCAGCUCGACGCCCCUCGCCUUCACUCCCUGCUGGACCGGGUGGUGAGCCGAGCGCCGGCGGACGGACGGACAGACCUGCUGGCCACCAGUCUGAACCAGUACCUCCGGCUGGCGGCCGAGCUGGUCCACACCGACCUCGGCCCCGUCAAGGAGAAGCUGGAGCGCCGCUCGGCGUCCUCGGACGUCGCCGGGGUGCUGACACGGCUGAGCUCAGCACUGAGUCAGCUCAGCUCGGAGACGGACAGGGAUCGGCUCAGCGCCCUGGCUGACCGGCUGACCGAGAUCGUCACCGGAGCUCUGUAUACACUGCAGAAACAGAAGGCUCGACUGGUCGUUCAGGUGGCCACUCUGGACAUGUCGGCCAUGGCGCUCAGAGGUCAGGUCACCAGUCUCAGAGGCCAGAUCGCCCAGGUGGACAGCUUCCUCAGCAACAACGCCAGCCACGUCAUACAGCAGGAAGAGUCCAAUUUCCGCCGCCAGAUAAGAGGCCGUCUCGAGCAGUUCUCCAAUCAUGUGCAGACGGUACUACGCCGCGACACCAGCUGCCUCCCCGUGUGGCUGGCCUUCAGGUCGUCGGCCUCGACGGCGUGCCACCAGCUGCUGGGGGGUGUCGGCGCCUACUGGCUGGGCUGUGCGCUGACCGGGGCACUGCUGCUGCUGCUGGCCGCCGCCGCUGGCCCGCUGCUGGCCCGGCUGACCAGCGGACGGCGGCCCUCCUCAGAAGAACCUUCUGUUGAAGGGGAUUUCAAGCUGUGGGGAUCAGUGUCUUCAGAGAUGCAACAGACCAACGUGAAGACUGUCGGCUCUGCCACUGCCUCCGAACCGACGGACUCAAAUAGUGGCGAGGGGCGAUGGUAGCCGGGUCCUGAGCAGCGGUGGUGACCGGACCCAAAAAAAUGGGCGACGGUGACCGGAGUCUGAGACCCAGAGACGACGGUGAAGGCGCCCUGAGACAGUGAUGGCGACCGCCGGACCCUAAAAAUGGGCGAUGGCGACCGAAUCCUGGACAGUGGACGGAGGGUGGUGACUGGUGGCGACCGGACCUGAGACCCACGGUUGAUAAAAACCGGACCUAGAGGGCAAUGGUGACCGGACCCCGAGACCCAGGGGUGAUGGUGACCGGAUCCAGAUGACGUGACCCUGACGUAGAACAAUGGUGAUCGGAACAUAUUUUUCAUUUUGCUUAAUUUUGCUCGUUCCGCCACUAAUUCUGCCCAGGAUGUCGAUGUUAUGAACGGUUCCGUGUUAUGACGCGUAUGAUGAGAGUCAACACGACUGGCGAUUGGCACAUCUGUUUAGUAAUCGUGUCUGGCAGCGGCAGAGACGCAGUAUUAGAUAUAUCAAUGACACAGAAAGCCUCACCUUCCUGGCGCCAUUUCAUUUUUUGAUAAACAUGGAUGCACGCAUACAUAGAGCAAACUCUGGAAGUGCUACUUAUCAGUUGAAGCAACGGUAAAGGCCUGGCUACACUAUGCGUUUUCUGCGUGCUUCUUUUGCGGGUUUGGGGUUUUUGCGUAAUAUUGCUCUAGAAAAAAAUAAACAAUAUCACGUUUUUGUGAUAUUUUUUAUGUUAAAUUUUAGUUUAUAUAGUGGUUAUACCUAUUAAUUUUUAUAUAACUAAUUUAAAAGUUAAAUUAUUUAUAACUUUUCUUUUCUAGAACGAUUUUACGCAAAGAACGCAAACCCGCCAAUAACGCACGCAGAAAACCCAUAGUGUAGCCAGGCCUUUAAUGGUCACACGGAUGGAAUGACUUCCCGAGUGUGUUCUACUCAUUCGCUACAACUGGGAAUAGAAGGAGGUAGGAGUAAAGCAUGAUCUCGAUAUUGUGUGUUUCGAGUUGAAUGAGCAGGUCCUCAUAACAUGCUGGAUUACUUCGUAUGUAGGCCUGCAUAGUGCCUUUGUGCACCAUGUGUAUUUGUGUUGUGUAUUGUACGGUGCACAAAUAUAUUCAUAAGGCACAUGCGUAUAACGACCAUCAUAGGGAAUGGAUUGAAUCCACCCCUGAAGAAACGUCUCUUUUGCUGUUAGUUUGAUAACAUGAAUAUGCGAAAUGAAUAAAGUGCUGGGUAGGUAUGCUUUCCUAUUUAUUAAUUAAUGUACCACAAACAACCAAGCCUUCCCUGCCAGUGAUGUUACGUUUUGCCGACCUCAUGGGCCAGAAAUAAAUUUUAGGAAUGUCAUUUUAAUUUAUGUCUAUCUAUCUUCGUUUAUAUGAUCUGA